CCUGGACGACUACCGCCCUAGUCUCGAUGGGCGCCAGGCACAGCUGGAAUCCUAAACACGCUUAGCCUCAUUCAACGCCCGAGUAAGCUCUGCAAAGGACUGAGCGGCGCUCCGCAUUCAGAAAUCUGGGAGUCCCUUCCAGCCCCGCUGUUCCUGCCCGAGCGUCAGCGGCUGAGCGCGGCUUUCCCUUUAAAAGGCUGGCAGCGCUCAGACGCCCGUCUGCAUGAAUGGAACUCCCCCUUCCCGUUGCCUCUCCCUCCUCUCGCCCCGCCGUUUCCUCUCCGGUCGAGCUCAUUUCGCCGAACUGCGGGGUCCCUUGCAGUCUUUCCCCUUAAUUGCAAAAUGGGUCCUUCUCGGCGCGUCGCCGUUUCUCCUGAAUCUCCACCGAAGGCCGUCUAGGGGUCGCCAGUCGACGCGUGCCGAGCUCUCGUUUAGGCGCAGUUUAAGCCCCCUUCUCGUGGCUUCUCUCCCUUCCUCUUCCCCUCCGCCCGCUUCUUCCCUGCAGCUUUGGAGCAAUGGUAGAGGCAGAAGAGGGGGAGGGAUGCAGCUCGGGCAAGAAGGGGACGCCACCACCACCGGAGACCGCCGCGCACCGCUAGCCGAAGGAGACAGAGCGCCGCCAAUAUUGGGACCAAACAUUUCCACCCGAACUUCAUCAUGUCCACCAAAGCGGAGCAGUUUGCUUCCAAGAUCCGGUACUUGCAAGAAUACCAUAACCGCGUCCUUCACAACAUUUACCCUGUCCCCUCUGGAACGGACAUUGCAAACACUCUGAAAUACUUUUCUCAGACAUUGCUAAGCAUUUUGUCCCGCACAGGGAAGAAGGAGAAUCAAGAUGCCUCCAAUUUGACAGUGCCCAUGACCAUGUGUCUUUUUCCUGUGCCAUUCCCACUCACCCCAUCUCUAAGACCACAGGUCAGUUCCAUCAACCCUACUGUUACUCGCUCCCUCCUUUACAGCGUCCUGCGAGAUGCUCCCACUGAACGCGGCCAGCAAAGUCGUGAUGCUCAGUUAUCAGACUACCCAUCAUUGGACUAUCAAGGACUAUACGUGACAUUGGUGACUCUGCUGGAUCUAGUCCCUUUGCUGCAACAUGGUCAACACGAUCUUGGACAGUCAAUAUUUUACACAACCACGUGUUUGCUCCCUUUUCUCAAUGAUGACAUCUUGAGUACUUUACCGUAUACGAUGAUCUCCACAUUAGCCACGUUCCCGCCAUUUCUGCACAAAGACAUCAUAGAGUAUCUCAGCACCUCGUUCUUGCCCAUGGCAAUAUUGGGCUCCUCAAGAAGAGAAGGAGUGCCUGCUCAUGUUAAUCUUUCUGCAUCUUCAAUGUUAAUGAUCGCAAUGCAGUAUACAUCCAAUCCUGUGUACCAUUGUCAGUUACUGGAAUGCCUUAUGAAGUACAAACAAGAAGUAUGGAAAGACUUGCUGUAUGUAAUAGCAUAUGGCCCUUCUCAAGUAAAACCACCUGCAGUACAAAUGCUUUUCCACUACUGGCCCAACUUAAAACCUCCUGGGGCUAUAAGCGAAUACAGAGGACUACAAUACACAGCAUGGAAUCCCAUACACUGUCAGCACAUUGAAUGCCAUAAUGCCAUUAACAAGCCGGCAGUGAAGAUGUGCAUAGAUCCUUCCUUGUCUGUGGCUCUGGGUGAUAAACCACCCCCUCUCUACCUUUGUGAAGAAUGCAGCCAGAGGAUUGCAGGGGAUCACAGCGAAUGGUUGAUUGAUGUUCUUUUGCCACAAGCUGAAAUUUCUGCUAUAUGUCAAAAGAAGAACUGUAGCUCACAUGUUAGGAGGGCUGUUGUCACAUGUUUUUCUGCUGGUUGCUGUGAUCGCCAUGGGAACAGGCCAGUGCGUUACUGCAAACGAUGCCACUCAAACCAUCACAGCAGUGAAGUUGGGGCAACGGCUGAGACUCAUCUCUACCAGACAUCACCCCCUCCUAUCAAUACUCGGGAAUGUGGAGCUGAGGAACUAGUUUGUACUGUGGAAGCUGUUAUCAGCUUAUUGAAAGAGGCUGAAUUCCAUGCAGAGCAAAGAGAGUAUGAGCUCAAUCGCAGGAGACAGCUGGGCUUGUCCUCUUCGCAUCAUUCUUUGGACAACACAGACUUUGAUAACAAAGACGAUGACAAGCAUGACCAGCGCCUUCUGAGCCAGUUUGGAAUUUGGUUCUUGGUAAGCCUCUGCACCCCUAGCGAGAACACCCCCACAGAGAGCUUGGCUCGGCUGGUCAGCAUGGUCUUCCAGUGGUUCCAUUCCACAGCCUACAUGAUGGAUGAUGAAGUUGGCAGUCUAGUGGAGAAACUCAAGCCCCAGUUUGUCACCAAGUGGCUGAAGACAGUGUGUGAUGUUCGGUUUGAUGUCAUGGUGAUGUGUCUCCUUCCUAAACCAAUGGAGUUUGCAAGGGUGGGUGGAUACUGGGACAAGUCCUGCAGCACCGUGACGCAGUUAAAGGAAGGUCUGAAUCGGAUCCUGUGCUUGAUUCCAUACAAUGUAAUCAACCAACCUGUGUGGGAUUGUAUUAUGCCAGAGUGGCUGGAAGCCAUCAGGACUGAAGUGCCAGACAAUCAACUGAAGGAGUUCAGGGAAGUAUUAAGCAAAAUGUUUGAUAUUGAGCUGUGCCCGCUCCCUUUUUCCAUGGAGGAGAUGUUUGGCUUCAUAAGCUGUCGGUUUACGGGAUAUCCUUCUUCUGUACAAGAGCAAGCUUUACUCUGGCUUCAUGUGUUAUCUGAAUUAGACAUUGUGGUUCCGCUUCAGUUGCUAAUCAGUAUGUUUUCUGAUGGGGUUAAUUCUGUAAAAGAGCUGGCAAAUCAGAAGAAAUCAAGAGUCAGUGAAUUGACUGGGAACCUUGCAGCCCGAAGGGUGAGCAUUGCUUCUGAUCCAGGACGCAGAGUUCAGCAUAAUACACUGAGCCCAUUCCCAAGUCCAUUUCAGAGUCCAUUUCGCAGCCCCAUGCGCAGCCCCUUCCGUAGCCCUUUCAAGAACUUUGGACACUCUGGAGGAGGAGGAGGAGGAGGAGGAGGAGGAGGAAAGGCUAUUGACUUUGAUUGUGAUGAUGAUGAAAUGAAUUUGAAUUGCUUCAUCCUGAUGUUUGACCUCAUCUUAAAGCAGAUGGAACUACAAGAUGAUGGCAUUACCCUGGGUUUAGAGAACAGCAUCUCCAAAGACAUAAUUUCUAUCAUCACCAAUGUGUUCCAGGCCCCCUGGGGGGGCUCUCAUACCUGCCAAAAAGAUGAGAAGGCAAUUGAAUGUAAUCUGUGCCAGUCUAGUAUCUUGUGUUAUCAGUUGGCUUGUGAACUCCUGGAGAGACUAGCUCCAAAAGAAGAAAUCAGGCUAGUGGAACCUACAGAUAAUCUGGAGGACAGUCUUCUGUAUUCCAGACCUGAGUUCAUUAUAGGAACUGAAGGGGAAGUGGAGAACAAAUCAGCACCAAAGCAUGGAGAAAACCCAGGAAAUCACACAGAGACAACAGAAAAUACAGGUGAUUGGAGAACUGCAGCAGCCAUCAAAAAUGACACCGAGAGGAAAUUCUGUUACCAGCAGCUCCCAGUGACUCUGAAACUUAUCUAUACAAUAUUGCAGGAAAUGACACAAUUUGAAGAGCCAGAUAUUCUUUUUAACAUGCUCAACUGCUUGAAGAUUCUCUGCCUUCACGGGGAGUGUUUAUACAUUGCAAGGAAGGACCACCCACAGUUCUUAGCCUACAUUCAGGAUCAUAUGCUAAUUGCCAGUUUAUGGAGAGUUGUGAAAUCAGAGUUCUCGCAGCUUUCUUCACUGGCAGUGCCUCUCCUUCUCCAUGCGCUGUCGCUUCCGCACGGAGCUGAUAUUUUCUGGACCAUCAUCAAUAGCAACUUCAACAGCAAAGACUGGAAGAUAAGGUUUGAAGCAGUGGAGAAAGUAGCUGUGUUAUGUAGGUUCCUGGAUAUUCACUCAGUGACCAAAAACCACUUACUGAAAUAUUCCUUGGCACAUGCCUUUUGCUCCUUUCUGACCGCCGUGGAGGAUGUCAACCCAGCUGUGGCCACCAGAGCCGGCCUCUUGCUAGAUACCAUAAAAAGGCCAGCUUUGCAGGGCCUUUGUCUUUGCCUUGAUUUCCAGUUUGAUACAGUUGUCAAGGACAGGCCCACAAUUCUUAGCAAGCUUUUGCUGCUUCAUUUUCUCAAGCAAGACAUUCCGGCAUUGAGCUGGGAAUUCUUUGUGAAUCGGUUUGAAACACUCUCUCUUGAAGCACAGCUUCAUCUGGAUUGCAACAAGGAAUUUCCCUUCCCAACGACGAUCACAGCUGUCCGGACGAAUGUUGCCAACUUAAGCGAUACAGCGAUGUGGAAGAUCAAGAGGGCUCGGUUCGCCCGGAAUCGACAGAAGAGUGUGCGUUCUUUGAGAGACAGUGUGAAGGGCCCAGUGGAGUCCAAGAGGGCACUUUCUCUUCCAGAAAACCUAACGACCAAAAUCCCUACUAGGCUGAUCAGGCAUGAGCAAUCUGCUCCAGCACUUGGUGAGACACCAGAACAAACACAAGGGCAUACUUCUCCGGAGAAUGAUAAUACCAUAAAGGACCUUCUCCCAGAGGAUGCUGGCAUUGACCAUCAGACUGUCCACCAACUCAUUACGGUCCUGAUGAAGUUUAUGGCGAAGGACGAGAGCAGUGCAGAGUCAGACAUCAGCAGUGCUAAAGCCUUCAACACGGUCAAGCGCCACUUGUAUGUCUUGCUGGGUUACGAUCAACAGGAAGGAUGCUUCAUGAUUGCUCCUCAAAAAAUGCGCAUUUCAACGUGUUUCAAUGCCUUUAUAGCAGGGAUUGCUCAAGUGAUGGACUAUAAUAUUAACCUGGGGAAGCACCUCCUCCCUUUAGUGGCUCAGGUGCUGAAGUACUGCACAUGCCCCCAGCUCAGGCAUUACUUCCAGCAGCCGCCCCGCUGUUCCCUCUGGUCCCUUAAGCCUCACAUUCGGCAGAUGUGGCUGAAGGCAUUGCUUGUCAUCCUAUAUAAGUAUCCUUACAGAGAUUGUGAGAUCAGUAAAAUCGUGUUGCAUCUCGUUCAUAUAACAGUCAACACACUAAAUGCACAGUAUCACAGCUGCAAGCCUCAUGCCUCGACAGGCCCUUUGUACAGUGACAACAGCAACGUCAGCCGAUACAGUGAGAAGGAAAAAGCAGAGGAAGACAGUGUCUUUGAUGAAUCUGACAUUCAUGAUACACCCACCGGAACCGGCAAUAAAGAGUCACAAACGUUCUUUGCAAGACUGAAAAGAAUUGGGGGUAGCAAAAUGGUGAAAUACCAGCCAGUUGAGAUGAAUGCUCUGAGAAGUGAAAUAGAACUGGCUGAAUACAGAGAAACGGGAGUAUUGCAAGACAGCAUUCUGCACUGUGUGAGAGAAGAAAGCAUUCAGAAAAAGAAACUGCGCUCUCUCAAACAGAAAUCUCUUGACAUAGGAAAUGCAGACUCCCUGUUGUUUACAUUAGACGAACACCGUCGGAAGUCGUGCAUAGACCACUGUGACUUAGAGAAGCCACCAGCCCCUUCCGCUUACACAGCACCAAGGCAGAAUGAAUACGGACGACCUCGGCAAAAUUCCUCCACCAAGAUGGAAGAGGAAGAUACAGGGGAGAAGGUGAACCCACCUGCCAUCCCAGCAAAAACCCAAGCAAGGCGGAGACCUAUCAUACCAGAAGUUAGGUUAAACUGCAUGGAGCCAUACGAAGUGAAAGUGGAUUCCCCAGUUAAAUCUCCUCCACCAAAGGAGGACUUAGAUCUUAUAGACCUGUCCUCUGAUUCAACUUCAGGGCCAGAAAAACAAUCGGUGGUCUCUAAUUCAGAUAGUGACUCGUUGGUCUUUGAGCCGCUCCCUCCUCUCCGUAUAGUGGAAAGUGACGAGGAAGAAACUGACAUCACAAGCCCGCUGAAUGCUGGCAUCUCUGGCAAGAUUGCUGCCUUGUCUCCAUCAAGUCCCACCAGUGUCUCUGUGGUCAGCCUUAGCAUAACCCCCGCUGUGCAGUUCAGCAUUGAAGAUUGCUCCAAAGAGGUAAGCCCUUCUGCAGCAAGCCAUAUUGUGUCAUUCGCAGAAGAGAAACCCCCCUCUGUUACUUCGGAAGGUCAAAAAUAUAUUGAUGAGCUGGCUAAGCCAGAAGAAGUUCAUGAGGCGUCCCCUGGCAGCCCCUUAACUCUAAAGCAAAAACGAGACAUGCUGCAGAAGUCAUUUGCUCUGCCAGAGAUGUCCAUUGAUGACAACUAUGAGUUGUGCAUAGAAGAGAUCAAGCCGAUUGGACCCUUUCCCAGUUCAAGUGGGAAAACUGUCUUCAUUAAGGUCCCCGAAGAGUCUGAGAACCAAAGUGAAAGUGAUAAGCCCGAGGCCAGUGCAGAAUCUGAUACGGAACAAAGUGCAGAACAAAAGCAGGAGGAAGAAGCCGAAGAGUCAGAGUUUAAGAUCCAAAUUGUUCCUAGGCAGAGGAAGCAGAGGAAGAUUGCAGUGAGCGCCAUCCAGAGAGAAUACCUUGACAUUUCCUUCAACAUCUUAGAUAAGCUGGGAGAGCAGAAAGAGACAGAUGCUUCGGCUAAAGUACUUUCAACCCUAGAAAUGCCAAGGGAAUCAUCUUCUGCUCCAACACUUGAAGCAGGUGUACCAGAGAUGAGUAGCCACUCUUCCAUUUCAACUCAGUUCCGACAAAUGAAAAGGGGUUCUCUGGGAGCUCUCACCAUGAACCAGCUAAUGAAGAGGCAGUUGGAGCACCAAUCUAGUGCUCCCCAUAAUAUCAGCACAUGGGACACUGAACAGAUACAGCAUGGGAAGAGGCCGUGCAAUGUCUCGGUUUGCCUAAACCCUGACCUGGAGGGACCACCACUAAGAAUAAGAGGUGCCACAAAAUCCAGCUUGCUGUCAGCACCCAGUAUAGUCAGUAUGUUUGUACCAGCACCAGAAGAUUUUAUUGAUGACCAGCCUACCAUGAUGACUGACAAAUGCCAUGAUUGUGGAGCCAUCUUGGAAGAGUAUGAUGAAGAAACGUUAGGUCUGGCCAUCGUGGUUCUGUCCACUUUUAUUCACCUCAGCCCAGAUCUGGCUGCUCCUUUGCUGCUGGAUAUCAUGCAGUCUGUAGGAAGGCUGGCUUCAAGCACCAAUUUUUCUAAUCAAGCAGAAAGCAUGAUGAUCCCAGGGAAUGCUGCAGGCGUGGCCAAGCAGUUUCUCCGUUGUAUUUUCCAUCAGCUGGCUCCCAAUGGUAUAUUUCCCCAGCUGUUCCAGAGCAACAUCAAAGAUGGAAGUUUUUUACGGACCUUGGCCACAUCUCUUAUGGAUUUCAGUGAACUGAGUUCCAUAGCUGCUUUGAGCCAACUCCUAGAGGGCUUAAACAACAAAAAGAAUUUACCAGCAGGGGGCGGAAUGUUACGCUGCUUAGAAAACAUUGCUACGUUUAUGGAAGCUUUGCCAAUGGAUUCCCCAAGCAACCUCUGGACCACAAUCAGCAACCAGUUUCAGACUUUCUUUACAAAGCUGCCCUGUGUUUUACCACUUAAGUGUUCUUUGGAUUCCAGUUUAAGAAUAAUGAUCUGCUUGCUGAAGAUACCCACCAGCAGUGCUGCCAGAAGUCUGCUGGAGCCAUUUUCAAAAUUGCUGACUUUUGUCAUUCAGAAUGCUGUCUUCACCCUAGCUUACUUGGUAGAACUGUGUGGUUUAUGUCACAGAGCUUUCACAAAGGAAAGGGAUAAGUUCUACUUAACCCGCAGCGUCAUCUUAGAGUUACUGCAAGCUCUGAAGUUAAAGUCACCCUUGCCAGAUACAAACCUGCUUCUUUUGGUCCAGUUUGUUUGUGUAGAUGCGGGAACAAAACUGGCAGAAUCAAUGAUCUUACACAAGCAGAUGAUCGCUUCCAUCCCUGGAUGUGGAACAGCAGCAAUGGAAUGCAUGAGACAGUAUAUUGGGGAAGUUUUGGACUUUAUUGCUGAUAUGCAUACUUUGACUAAAUUAAAGAGUCACAUGAAGACAUGUUCCCAGCCACUGCAUGAGGACACUUUUGGUGGUCAUCUCAAGGUCGGUUUAGCUCAGAUUGCUGCAACGGAAAUCUCACGUGGCAACCAUAGGGACAACAAGGCUGUGGUUCGUUACUUACCUUGGCUGUACCAUCCUCCAUCUGCAAUGCAACAGGGGCCCAAAGAAUUCAUCGAAUGCGUAUCUCACAUCCGGUUGCUCUCUUGGCUCCUGUUGGGGUCACUGACACACAAUGUCAUCUGUCCGAAUUCUCCAUCAGUGUGUAUGCCCAUUCCACUGGAUGCAGGCUCUCAUGUUGCCGAUCAUCUAAUUGUGAUCCUGAUUGGGUUUCCGGAGCAGUCCAAGACAUCCGUUUUGCACAUGUGCUCCCUUUUCCAUGCCUUUAUAUUUGCUCAGCUUUGGACAGUAUAUUGUGAACAAGCAGCAGUUGCUCCCACGGUCCAAAACCAGAAUGAAUUUAGCUUUACAGCAGUCCUCACAGCCCUGGAGUUCUGGAGCCGAGUGACCCCAAGCAUCCUCCAGCUCAUGGCGCAUAACAAGGUGAUGGUAGAAAUGGUGUGUCUCCACGUGAUCAGCUUAAUGGAGGCUUUGCAGGAGUGUAAUUCUACUAUUUUUGUCAAGCUGAUCCCAAUGUGGCUGCCGAUGAUUCAGUCCAAUCUAAAGCACUUGUCAGCUGGGCUCCAGCUCCGUCUGCAAGCUAUUCAGAGCAACGUGAACCAUCAUACCCUUCGGAUGUUGCAGGGCUCGGGCCAGAUGAACGCUAACUCCGCUGUCCUCCGCAAAUGGCUGCAGUGUACCCAGUUCAAAAUGGCUCAAGUGGAAAUCCAGUCGUCUGAAGCAGCAUCUCAGUUUUAUCCAUUAUGAGCUGGGCAGAAUGUUCCAGGACUUUCUGUUUAGUCUAGCAAUAAUAGGGCUGAAGUCAGUGGUGGCUGGUGGCUCCAUGUCAGUGGGGCAGUGGAAGCCAGUCCGGGGUUUAGUCCAGAUUUUCAAGGAGCUGUCCAAGGUCCUUGAAAGUUCAGACUAAAACCCAUAGUGGAUUCCACUACCCCACUGACAUGGAGUCAACAGCUGCCACUGGCUAAAGCUAUAUGAUUAAAGGCCAUCUUUAAAAAGUAUAAAACAGUACUGUAGCAACACUUUCUCUUUGUCUGGUAGAUGUAUACAAAUAGGUGAAAUGGGUCAAGUUACUGGUCUGACUGCAUCCACCCCUAACCAUAGCUGCGUAUUUGCUCAUGUGAAUAAUGGCCCAUAAAAUUUACAGGGCUGCUCUCCAAAAUGAGGGUUCACUAAAUGAGGCCUGAGCAUAGCAAGAUGUGAAAUAUGUGUUUCAAAACGUUUUCUUAUCCCCCCCUUAGGAAAUUACUCUCCCCCCACCCCUGAUUACUUUAAAUAUUUUUCAAUGCCACAGUUUUGUGUGUGUGUGUGUUCAUAGAUACCAAUGAGUGCUCUAUGCUGCUAUUUAUAAAUGAUAAGCAGGGUUUUUAGCAACCUUCUCAGUGCAUUCUAGCUGCUGUCGUCAUCUUGCAACUCAAACAAGGUAAUGCAAUAAAUAUUGUCACUUUAAAAUAGUGACUGUAUAAUGAGGAUUUUUGUAAGGGUUUUUCCCCCCUUCUGUUUUCCAAAUGAUAGUGACAGCUUGAAAGCAUGACUGGUGCCAGAGGGUCAGCUGCUCAGGCCUUGGCCCACAGCUUGCAGAUUCAGGAGGGGCCACUUACAGAGAAAUCCUAUGCAUGUCUGCUAGGAAGAAAGUCCUACUGAAUUCAAUGGGACAUACUCCCAGGUAUGCACAUAUAGGGCUGCAGCUUUACAAAGCAAUCCUAUGAAGGGCAGGGUGUGAAAGUAUCAGUGGUAGAGGACCCAUCAUUUCCAAAGACCUGCCACGGCUGUGGUGGCCAAGGCAAAACCGUGUGUGUGCAGGGGGUAUCAAUUUAUUCUCAUUGCCUUCUAUGGGAGGGAAAAUACCUACAUCAGCUCUAGAGCCACCGUCACUUUUCUCCUUUAUCUGGGGAGGGGGAGGCUUUGGAUCCUGCAGAUCCUCCCCCAGCCUGCCCCUGCCACAGAUCCUUUCCAGCGCUAUGCUUUCAGCACUGCAAUGAGGAGGCCUCGGGCAGCGGACUUCCUUCUGUGCCCGCAGGCCGCCCUCUCUGCUGGUGGGAAUGGGGACGUCUGUAGCACUGAAGGGCCCUUCAGGUGUCUUCUCUGGCUUCAGCAUGUCAGGAGAGAGAAAACCUUCCAGGUUAACCCCUUCUCCCUUCCCCCCCCCUCUGGCAUGCACCUUUUUGCUGAUAUGUGCCCCUUGCAAAGGAGGGUAGGUGAGACGACAAUUGAAAAUGUAGAGUUCUAGCAUCAAUGCUGGCCUUUUGCACAGGGGAACCUGAAGCCAGUCAUGCUCGCAAGGGGCCUUCUUACAAAAGUGCACUUAGAAAUUAGGUGGUUAAACUGUGCCAGUUCACUUGUCUUUUUUUGUUUAAGUACAUUGAAGUGCUUUAAUUUUGUUUCAUCUUUGAUACUUUCCUGCAAUCCUCAAGCUACUAAGUAUCCCUCUGUACACUACCUGUAUAGUAAUCCUGUAUUUUAUUCCUUCUUAAAUACUUGUACACUGUAAGAUUUAAAACAAGUCCCAUUCCUAGGGAGAACUUCCUUGGCUUCUCUGGGGAAAAGGUUUAGGGUUGUAGAUUUGCAUAUAGUACAUAGAAAUUAUAAUGUCACAGCAUAGAAAGCGAUGUUAAAUAUUUUUUAAAAUUAACUUUUAAUAGCAUUGAGAUAGACUGAUCCACUGAGAUGUACAGAAAAGCCAAUUGUUGCUUUGCAGCAGGCUUUGGAUCAGAGCCUAACAACAGCAGAACUCCUUGUAAUUAAAAUUUAACUUUUUUUGUGUAUACAUAGCCAAGAUAUACUGUAUUUAUUGCUGUAAUCUGCUGGAUAAAAGAAUACAGUUUUCAGCUUUAUAUUAAAAUGCUAUAAAACGAGUAACUCUUUAAUACUACUAUUAAUAAUAUUUGUUAUUAUUUUCCUUCAAAUAAACU
Molecule: messenger RNA, 11009 nt
Organism: Rhineura floridana
Lineage: Eukaryota; Metazoa; Chordata; Lepidosauria; Squamata; Rhineuridae
Gene: UNC79
Product: unc-79 homolog, NALCN channel complex subunit
Exons: 52
Coding region: 658-8847 (2729 amino acids)
Molecular function (GO): protein binding
Source: RefSeq, a predicted model, not a curated record